Messenger RNA from Acanthosepion pharaonis, 2721 nucleotides. NCBI's taxonomy places the organism in Eukaryota, Metazoa, Mollusca, Cephalopoda, Sepiida, Sepiidae. The record is from the annotation of a GenBank genome assembly.
AUGGAACGAGUUCAUCCACAAGACAGCAUGGAAUUGAUACAUCUACAAGAAACCACUGAACUGGAUCGUCUGCGAUAUAGCAAGGAACGCGUUCGUAUAAAGAUGGAUCGGAACGUGUUCCUCUACAAGACAACACGAAACGGGUACAUCUACAAGACAGUACAGGAGGCACGGAACGCGUUCGUCUACAAGACAGCACAGAACAAGUUCAUCUACAAGACAGCACGGAACGGGUCCGUCUACAAGACCGCACAUAACGGGUCCGUCUACAAGACAGCACAUAACGGGUUCGUCUACAAGAUCGCACGGAACGGGUUAGUCUCCAAGACAGCACAGAAAGGGUUCGUCUACAAGACAGCAUGGAACGGUUUCAUCUACAAGACAGCACGGAACGGGUUCGUCUAUAAAAGAACAAGGAACGGGUUCGUCUACAAGACAGCCCAGAACGGGUCCGUUUACAAGACAGAACGGACAACACAGAACGGGUUCGUCUACAAUACAGCACGGAACGGGUUCAUCUACAACACAGAACGGAACGUGUCCGUCUACAAGACAGCACGGAACGAGUUCAUCUUCAAGACAACACUGAACGGGUUCAUCUACAAGACAGCACGGAUCGGGUUCGUCUACAUAACAGCACGGAACUUGCUACGUCUACAAGACAACACGGAACGGGUUCAUUUACAAGUCAGCAAGGAACGGGUUCAUCUAAAAGACAGCACAGAAAGGGUUGGUUUAGAAGAUAGCACAAAACGGGUUCGUCUACAAGAGAGGAAGGAACGAGUCCGUCUGCAAGACAGCACGGAACGGGGUCGUCUACUAGAAAGCAUAGAACAGGUUCAUCUACAGCAGAACAAGGAAUGGGUUCGUCUACAAGACAGCACAGAACGGGUUUAUCUACAAGACAGCACGGGUCGGGUUCGUCUACAUGCUAGCUCGGAACGUGUUCAUCUACAAGACAGCACAGAACGGCUUCGUCUACAAGACAGCAUAGAACGGCUUCAUCUACAAAACAGCACGGAUCGGGUUCAUCUACAAGACCGCACAGAACGGCUUCGUCUGCAAGAGUGUACGGAACGGGUCUGUCUACUAGACAGCACGGAAACGGGUUCGUCUACAAGAGUGUACGCAACGGGUCUGUCUACAAGACAGAACAGAACGGGUUCAUCUAAAAGACAGCACCGAAAGGAACAAGGAACGGGUUCCGUCCACAAGACAACACGGAACGGGCUCAUAUACAAGACAUCACGGAACGGUUCCGUCUACAUGAGAGCAUGGACCGGGUCAUCUAAAGAGAACAAGGAACGGGUUCGCCUACAAGACAGCACAGAACCGGUUCGACUACAAGACAGCACGGAACGGGACAGCAUGAAAUGGGUUCAUCAACAAGACAGCACGGAACAGGUUCGUCUACAUGACAGAACGGAACGGGUCCGUCUACAAGACAGCACUGAACUGGUUCAUCUACAAGACAGCACAGAACGGUUUCGUCUACAAGAGAACAAGCAAAGUGUGCGUCUAAAAGACAAGCAUGGAACGGGUUCAUCUACAAGACAGCACAGAACGCGUUCGUCUACAAGAGAACAAGUGACGUGUUCGUCUACAAUACAGCAUGGAACGGCUUCAUCUACAAGACAGAACAGAACUGGUCCAUUCUACAAGACAGCACAGAAGGGGUUUAUCUACAAGACAGCACUGAACGGGUUCGUCUACAAGACUGUACGUAACGGGUCCGUCUACAAGACAGCACAGAACGGGUUCAUCUACAAGAGAAUAAGGAAUGGGUUCGUCUACAAGAUGUCACGGUACGGGUUCGUCUACACGACAGCAUGCAACGGGUUCAUCUCCAAGAGAGCACAAAAUAGACUACAUUCUUCCCUCUUUUUUUAUAUUCUAAACCUUCUUUCUUUGUUUCUUUAUCUAUCUAUCUAUCUAUCUAUCUAUCUAUCUAUCUAUCUAUCUAUCUAUCUAUCUCAGUCUAUUCCUAUCUAUCUAUCUAUCUAUCUAUCUCAGCUUGUUCAUUAUCUAUCUAUCUAUCUAUUUAUCUAUCUAUCUCAGCUUGUUCGUAUCUAUCUAUCUAUCUAUCUAUCUAUCUAUCUAUCUAUCUAUCUAUCUAUCUAUCUCAAUCGUUCUAUUUAUCUAUCUAUCAUCUAUCUAUCUAUCUCAUCUAUCUUGUUCUAUAUCUAUCUAUCUAUCUAUCUAUCUAUCUAUCUAUCUAUCAUCUAUCUAUCUCAACGUUCGUAUCUAUUAGUAUCUAUAUUAUCUAUCUAUUUGUUUUUUUGUCUAUUUCUAUCUACAUCCAUCUCAGCUUGUUCGUUUCUUUAUCUUCAUUUUCUUUCUAUCUAUUUCUUUCUAUCUUUGUCUGUUUAUUCUAUUAGUAGUAUAUUAAUAUUAUUUGUCUUUUUAAUCCUGCUUUUUUUUUUUCCCUUUGUUUAUUUGUUUGUUUGUUCUUUCUUUCUUUCUUUCUUUCUUUCUUUCUUUCUUUCUUUCGUUCGUUCGUUCUUCGAAAAGCAAAAUUUUGAAGCAAUUUUUUUCAUAUCUAUGUUCUUUCUUUCUUUUUUUUUUUUUUUUUACUUUUUUCUUUCUGCUUUUUCUGACAUCCAAACAUUUUUCUUUCUUUUUUUUUUUUUUUUUCUUUUUUUUCUUUCUUUCUUUCUUUCUUUCUUUCGUUCGUUCGUUCUUCGAAAAGCAAAAUUUUGGUAUAUCUAUGUUCUUCUUUAA